AUGCACGCACUGAAGGUUCAAGCCGCGACAACCAUCACCGUCGACCUAAGCAAGACAUACCAAACCAUGGACGGCUUCGGCGUCUCCGAAACCUUCCAGCGCGCAAACCAAAUGCACGCCUUAUCACCACAACUCCAACGCACCGCGCUCGACCUCCUCUUUAACCGCACUUCAGGCGCAGGCUUCUCCAUCCUCCGUAACGGCAUCGGCUCCUCCCCCGACUCCUCGUCCGACCACAUGGUCUCCAUCCAGCCCAAGAACCCCGGCGGCCCCAGCGCAGCUCCCAAGUACGUCUGGGACGCCAACGACAAUAGCCAAGUCUGGCUGUCUACCGAAGCCGUUUCAAACUACGGCCUGCGCACCGUCUACGCAAACGCGUGGAGCGCGCCGGGCUACAUGAAGACCAACAAUAACGACGCGAACGGCGGGUCUCUGUGCGGGGUGAGUGGUGCGAGCUGUGCGUCUGGGGAUUGGAAAAAGGCGUAUGCGGAGUACCUCGUGCAGUAUCUGACGUACUACCGCGAGAUAGGCGUAAAGAUCACGCAUCUGGGUUUCCUGAACGAGCCGGACCUGACCACGAGCUAUGCAAGCAUGCGCAGCAAUGGGCAACAAGCCGCGGAUGUUGUCAAAGUGCUGCGGCCGGCGUUGGACCGGGCGAACUUCACGGAUGUGAAGAUUGCGUGCUGUGAUGCUGAGGGUUGGAGUAGCCAGCAGGGUAUGAUGAGUGGGCUGAAGGGAGUCGAGGACAUGCUGGGCACGAUAACGGGACAUGCAUACACCAGCGCCCCCACCUCUCCCAUCAAUACCAAACACCCCGUCUGGCAGACUGAAAAUGCCGAUCUGCAAGGCGCAUGGACGACCGGGUUCGGGACCGGCAGCGGCAGCACCGCAGGCCUGGGCCUCCUCUGGGCAGAGCGCAUCUCCGACGCCAUCACCAAGGCGAACGUCUCGGCGUACCUCUACUGGGUCGGCGUGCAGGGCGGCGCGACGAAUUCAAAGCUCAUCCGCAUCUCGGACGACAAGACGCAGAUCAUUGCUUCGAAGCGACUGUGGGCAUUUGCGAACUGGAGCAGGCAUGUAAGGCCGGGCGCGGUGCGGGUGGGGACGAGUGGGGUCCCGUCUGGGGCGAGGGUCAGCGCGUUUAGGAACGAGGAUGGGCGGGUUGCGGUGCAGGUUGUGCAGAGUGGGUCGGGGGCGGGCAGCGUGAACGUAAAGGUUAUGGGGUUUGUGGCGAAGAGUGUGAAGGCAUGGCUCACGGAUGAUUCGCACAAUUGCGAUGAGCAGGCUGCGACUGUGGUGAGCGAUGGGAGCGUCAGUGCGAAUGUUCCGGGGAAGAGCAUGGUGACUAUCGUGCUGGAAGGCGAUGCGUCUUGA
Paraphaeosphaeria sporulosa is the source of this 1374-nucleotide messenger RNA. Its product is annotated as putative endo-exoxylanase. Gene Ontology annotation, molecular function: glucosylceramidase activity. The record is from RefSeq and is a predicted model, not a curated record. Gene Ontology annotation, biological process: sphingolipid metabolic process. The transcript is spliced from 2 exons. Lineage: Eukaryota; Fungi; Ascomycota; Dothideomycetes; Pleosporales; Didymosphaeriaceae. The coding region runs from base 1 to 1374 and encodes 457 amino acids.